Lentinula edodes (shiitake mushroom) is the source of this 1785-nucleotide messenger RNA. RefSeq lists its product as uncharacterized. The coding region runs from base 1 to 1785 and encodes 594 amino acids. NCBI's taxonomy places the organism in Eukaryota, Fungi, Basidiomycota, Agaricomycetes, Agaricales, Omphalotaceae. The record is from RefSeq and is a predicted model, not a curated record. The transcript is spliced from 3 exons.
AUGGCUGCAUUAUAUCUUCAUAAUGCGAUAUUUACCCCAGAACCUUCGGACAGUAACUCCCAAAGAUCCUUUGCACAUAGUCGAACUAUCUCCUCUACUACACUUCGAACAACAACUACGGACUACUCACAUCCAACUGAACCUCUACUGCAAUCGACUAAUUCUGGCUCUCUGGCCUAUCAGGAUCUAUUAUCCAGACAACCUGGAUAUCAAGAUGAAGAAAGCGAACAGUGGACUGCUGAACUCUCUCCAGACAACCUCCCCCCUACGUACAAGGAAGGGCAGGACUAUCGGGAGCAUUCGGUACGGAGAAGACUUCGAAUUCUCAAGCGUUCUCGUUUAGUGCUCAAAGCUGUUCUGGCGUUAUGGGCGGUCUAUAACACUGUUCGCUAUUUCAUUGCUUAUACCAUCUACGACUCAUUACAAGGCCAGACAACCGCAAUCGUGCUAGGGACCAGCACCGCUGUGUGUUUUGCUUUUCUCAUUUGCGCAGCAGCCGUGUCCGCAUUCCAACCACAUCUUAUUCGCGCUCACUUUCCCAUUCAUUCACUCCUUGUCAUGCGCGCAGUAUUCCGCUAUCUCGCGGCUUUCUUUUUGGUGUCUCCUGCCAUUGUAAACCUGGCGUUGACCGUGGUCUGGAGAAGCUCUUCAGUCUCCGAACUCAUUCCAGAGUUACGCUGCAGACUAGAUGUUGACGUCGUAUGGUCAAUCAAUACAGGGAUUUGUAAUCGUACGACGCUAGCCGGGUGGUUGGGGCUUUCAAUCUUUCGUCUCAUAUUUACUCUGAUUGUUGUCAUCUUAUUCUUAUUAGUAUCUUCUGCCUACGAUGGUACUCGCCGACCAUCUCAAUCUUCACAGCGUCGCAAACGCCAACGACGUCGCAUGCGAUCCGACCAAUCUUUGCACAAAUCUCCCCCAAUCUCCGCGUCGUCCGAAGUUCCUCUGAACCCCGCUCAACCAAGCCGUCAAUCGCCGCAUUCUCCCGCUGUCUCUUACUCAGAGGGAUAUAAUCGGACUGCCUUCCGAAGUUCCGGGACCUCCUCAAUCUUCAACUCUUCUUCCUCUGAGGACGAUGAGAUUUCCGACUCGACCCGUUUCGAUCCUGUACACAUGCAACCCCGUUCAACACUUUCUUCGACUUCAACCCCUAGCACACAGAAUGAUCGCGAACUCAACAAUUUUGCGGAGCGUUUCCGGGCCCUCGUCUCACAGAUAUCCCAUGAGGCGGAUGAAGCUCUACGGUUCGCUCAAUCAGACGACACAGGUGAAUUAGAGCCUGCACUUCUACCAGGAAACACGUACACGGAUCUUCCUCGUCACGCUUAUGACGAAUUCGUUGGUGGAGAAUAUCCUCCGGACGAUCAUGUCCGUAUUCUCAACGGUUUCGUUAGGCGGAUGCCCACGAUUGAAAGUCUGGGCAGUCGCGAGUUGACCAGUCUUGCGUCAUCUAGAGACCAGCUGCACUCUCUUAGUCGACCGCCCACACGCUCCGUGACCGAAUUCACAGGAAGUGAACCUCCGAGUCGGGCAAACAGUUUGAGCUUGACGGCUGCUAUCGGCGGACAUGGACUUACAUCUACAGAAAUGGGGGAGUUAUUGGAUAAGAUUGAUAAAGAAAAUAAUAGUAUGGGGACAGGGUCGGGAGCGCAGUCUGCUAGUCGAAGUACAUUCUCGUAUUAUACAGCACCUAGCAUUGGAAGGACCUCCGAUUCCCCGGUUCCGCUUACGCCAAGCUCGGAACAGUCCCCUUCUUCCCCCACGUCGGGGCAUUCCUCAUCUCUUUGA